This is a messenger RNA of Capsaspora owczarzaki ATCC 30864, 6741 nucleotides long. RefSeq lists its product as hypothetical. The transcript has a single exon. The record is from RefSeq and is a predicted model, not a curated record. Gene Ontology annotation, molecular function: protein binding. Lineage: Eukaryota; Filasterea; Ministeriida; Capsasporidae. Bases 1 to 6741 code for a protein of 2246 amino acids.
AUGAAACUGGCCAACAUCUUGUUCUUUGUUGCGCUCGCUUCGCUGAUCAGCGCGUCCGCACAUGGUGUGUCUAUUGUCACCGGACCCUCGGACAAGGUGGUGUGCGCCGAGCAGAACGUGCAUCUCAACCUGCUUGUCGGCGAGACUGGCGGCGAGACCAACUGCUGCACUGCGACUGUCGAGCGUGCCAUCAAGAACGACGACGAGUGGGUUGCCAUCCCGACCGUGAGCGCAACCACCACUGCUGUGGACGCCUCCUCCUCGAACGUUGCCAUCGAGCUUGCCCCGAGCCAAGUCAACGACGAGUUCACCUACCGCAUCACCAUCGAAACGCUCGACGGCGCCACUGUCACAUCCCAAGAGUUCUUCCUGGCCUUCUCUCUCCCGGCAGUGUUACAAGCCCCCGAGACCAACGUUGCCGCCCAGAGCGCCAUUUCCGUCACGGCCCAGCUGACUCCUUUGCGUCAGGAGCCCGAACUCAGUGUCAUUCGCUUUACCAACUCUGGUCCAGGCUUUCUGCAAUUCCGCCAGUCCUCCAGCAGUGUCAGCGAUUUCGAGUACGAGGUGGUGGACAAUGUGAACGCAGACACCAUGUUUGAGAUUUUGCCCACGCUGACGCUCGACACGAGCACCAUUCUGCUGGUGGACCAAGCGGAUGCCGACCACUUUUUGGAAUGGCUCGACGCCUUCUUUGCCCAGUCGCUCCAGUACCUGAGCGACCCCAUCGGCGCCAGCUCUGUCGCCAUUGCCCUUCGUGACUUUAACGGCCUGUCGUUCACGUCCACCAGCACCUGGCUUGGCAUUUACACUGCCGCCCAGGCGCAAAUCCACGACGCCGGCGCCAUCGCGGACUUUGAAGCCGAGUUUGGCGGCCGCACCUUCACGUUGCUGUUUUCCGCGCCAACCAAAGUCGACGUGGUUGUGCGCAACUCGCAGGGCUCCUACCUCGGGUGGAUGACGUCUCCCCAAAGCCUGACGGCCCUCACGCAGAUUGAUGCCACCCAGUGCGCGCACAAGUGGUUCCUCGACAACUCGCGCCUGAAGGCCUCCUGCUCAUCGACGCGCGCUCUGUCGCACCUGCUGACCGCUCCGCUCCUGGGUACGGCUAUUCUGCCCACUUCCCAAAUCGCCAUCAUCUCGCAGUACACGACCAGCUCGCGCACCACCAGCGCCAUCACCGACAGCACGUACUCGAUCGGCUCGGGGGCCACCAGCUCGGCCGUCGGCGUGUGGUCGAGCCGUCGCUGCCAGCAGGUUGGCACAUCGCACCUGCAGUCGCUGCUCGAGUGCGCUGCCCAAGACGACAACCCGACCUACCGUCAGGUCCACAUCGAGCUCGGCGCCUUUGGCUUUGGCGUCAAGUACGUCACCAUCGACCUCACCCACUACCCGCUGCCGUACCCCGUCGAUGGCCCUUCUGCCGCCAUCCUCCCGCGCCAGUCCGGUCACUCGACCUCGACCAAGUCCCGCCUCGAGCUGUGGGUUGCCCUUGCGCCCUCUGGCACGUGGAUUGAUGUGACCGACUCUGUUACCGAAGAUUUCACCCGCGACUGCGUGAGUCGCGGCCAGCGCCAGCGCCCGUGCCGUGUCACGUUCGACGUGCUCGAGUACCUCCGCGCCAGCGACACCAUUCUCGGCAACCAGGCCAUCUCCGACCUGCGCCUCGUGUUUGACGGCAUUGAGCCCUCGUCGCUCGAUCUCGACGCCGCCUACCGCUACUUUGGCAUCUCCGAGGUGCAGGCGAUCGGCACCUGCAUCUGCAACGGCCAUUCGUCCACUUGCAACUACGCCACCGGCCAGUGCACGGGCUGCGAGCACCACACGCAAGACGACACCUGCGGCUCGUGCGACAACAAGCACUGGGAAAACCGCCGCAACUCGCUGCCUGCCGAGGUGGUCAACUGCGAUCUCGCUGCUCCCGCCGUCGACAACGUGCUGGUCUGUGACGGUCCGGCCCUGGCCGACAUUGAUGUGUCCGAACUCGAGUCGCUGUUCUUUGAAUCAGGCGGCCGCAGCGGUGUGAUUGUUCCCGGCGUUUCUGCGCGCGACCUGCCCUCUGCCAUCUUCUCCAAGUUCUUUGCCACUGGCGGCGCGUGCGUUCUCUGCAACUGCCACAACCACUCGCUUGCUGACGCCGGCCAGAAUGUCCGCGGCUGCGACGCGUCCACCGGCGUCUGCAACUGCGAUCCGACCACCGAGACAACGGGCGACCACUGUGAGUCGUGCCAGGCCACUUGGUGCCGCUCCACCAGCCCAUGCAACAACACCCCCUUGUCGAGCAGCGAUCUGUACGCGUGCCGCCUGCAGUCGUGCAGCAACGAGCGCUGCGACUGCAACGGACACUCCACUUUGCCCCAGGUCGGCGGCUUUGAUCAGUGCGACGGCAACGGCUGCGGCUGCUCGUGCAACCCUGCCGACGGCGUCACUGGCCCCCACUGCGAGAGCUGUCUGCCUGGCCACUUUUCGAGCACUGGCGACGGUGUCGACGGCGAGACAUGCGAGCCCUGCUUCUGCAAUGGCCACAAGGGCUCGCCCGAGACGUGCGACGUUUCUGGCGGCAACUGCGACCAGGCUGGCGACCCCUGCCAGGACAACACGACCGGCUUCAACUGCGAGCUCUGCCUCGACGGCUUCUACCGCCCGUUCCGCCCCGACGGCUCCAUCGACCCCACUGACGAUUGCAUUCCCUGCGCUUGCAACGGCCACGGCGUCGGCCCCGCUCUGUGCAACCCCAAUGGCGGCGUGUGCGACUGCGACCCGGCCUCCAACUCUGAGGGCGAUCAGUGCCAGUCUUGCAUUGUCGGCUUCUGGAGUGCCACCGGCAAUGCCGAGUCGGGCACCUCGUGCUCGGCGUGCGAGUGCAACGGCCACAAGGACUAUGUCUCGAACGAGUGCAACGCGCUUGGUGGCGACUGCAUGACUGACUUUUCUGGCGCUCCCCAGCCCUGCGACGGCAACACGAACGACUUCCACUGCCAAGGCUGCGUGGCCACCUUCUUCCGUCCUUGCACCGUUGGCGUGCCGACCGCUUGCUCUGCUGUCGACUACACGGACGACUGCUCGCCGUGCGACUGCAACGGCCAUUCCGUGUCGCCCAUCGGUGGGUUGGACACUUGCAACGCCGAAGGCGGUCUGUGCACCUGCACCAGCUCGAGCAACUCUGAGGGCGACAGCUGCGAGAACUGCAAACCCAACACUUGGAACGACUUUGGCAACUCUGAGGACGGCCGCGACUGCGCCCCGUGCGCCUGCUACGGCCACUCGGCCACCUGCAGCAACUUUGGCGUGUGCUCUGGCUGCCAAGGCAACACCGAGGGCAACAACUGCGAGCAAUGCGUUGCUAGCAACAGCCGCGUCAAUCCUGCCGCAUUUGUUGGCUGGGACUUGCCGACGCCCGACCCGGCAGUGAUUACCACCAUGCGCGAGCAAGACUGCACCCCUUGCAACUGCAACGGACAUUCGCUCAACAAUCCCACCAUUGCGCCGGGUAUCUGCACGCCCGAGCUCGGCAUCUGCCUGAACUGCGGCGGCAACACGGCCAACGGCGCUGCCAACGAGUGCGACACUUGCGUUCCCGGCUUCUUCCGCCAGCUCACCAGCGCCGGGUUUGAUCCUGCCAGCGACACCUGCAACGCCUGCUCCUUGGUCGACGGCGACUGCACUUCGGACGCGCUCACUGACGCCUGUCGCCCGUGCUCUGAGCAAUGCUUUGGUGCCAACACCAUGUGCGGUGCCGACACUGGUAUCUGCCUAGAGUGCGCUCUGUCGCACGCCGAGAGCCACCGCUGCGCCUCGUGCCAGAACGGCUACUUUGGCAACCCUGCUGGCGGUAUUCCGUGCACCCCUUGCAAGUGCUACCACUCUGCGCCGAGCAAGUUUGACCUGCUGACCGAAACCGAGAUUGGCACCUUCCAGCAGUGUCUCUUUGACAACAGCCUUGGCGGCGUCAGUGGCGGAGCGCAGACGUGCAUUUUCGACCACAGCGUCAACCCUGACGACGCUGCUGCUGAUCCCCAGAGCGCCAUUCUGUGCAGCUGCCCCCGUUCCAUUCCCGGCGGCUUCUUCAACAUUAUUUCGUCGGGUGUCGUGUACGAGGGCCGCACGUGCGACUCGUGCAACCAGGACGCGUACUUUGGCCAGCCCACGCAAUGCCUCACCCCUGGUGUUGGCGGCAGCGGUCUUGGCGACUGCUUGUCCUUCGACACUUGCAACGAGUGUAUUUGCAACGGCAACAUUGACGAAUCGAGCAUGAUGGACAACUGCGACUACUCUGCCGGCAACCCCAGCAACCUGAUCUGCGAGGCCUGCCUCGGUCAUUCGACCGGUCCCACCUGCGAGGUCUGCGAGGUUGGCUACUAUGGCGACCCGACCCGUCUUGACACUCCCGGCACCAUCGGCACGGGCUUUAUUCUCGAUGCCUCUGGCGAGUCGCUCAAGUGCUUCCAGUGCGACUGCAAUGGCCACUCGAUUGCCCGUGUCGUCCCUGGCACGGAGGGUGACGUCCACAACGAUACCUGCACCACGGUUGCUCCUGGCUUUGUUGGCAACUACACUUGCGACUGCGACUCUGCCAACGGCUACACUGGCCCGACCUGCCGCGAGUGUCUGCUUGGCUACGAGCAAAUCGCCCUCGGCAACAACCUCUUCCGCUGCGAUCCAUGCGACAACUGCACCCGCGACGCCGCUGACAUCAUCUACGGUCUGAUCGACGAGUACGCGGCUCUGGACACUUUCGAGUCCGAGAUUGCCACCUCGGUUGCCGCUGUUGCUGUUGCCAUCAACGACCUGAAGGCCAUCCUCGGCAUUGCUCGACGUGACGCCGGCGUCGCUGCCCUUCCCGUGAUGCAAUCCCGACUGGACACAGUCCGUGCUCAGCUUGCCGAGCUCAUUGCGAGCUACAGCGACGCUGCCACCGACGUUCACGUAAACUCCCGUAUCGAGUCAUUUUUGGCUCGGGUGGAGGCCUCCAAGGCUUCCGCUAUUGCCCAGUCAGCGGAGUUUGUUCGCUUGCAAUCCGCUUCUGCCACAUUGACCGCACUUGUGGCCAAGUUGCCAGCUCAGCGUGCCCAAAUUGAAGCUCUCGUGACUUUGUAUGAUGAGACCGCCGCAGCCUUUGAGUUUUCAAAGACGUAUCUUGAUGCCAACGUUGACAUGCUGCGCGCUGGUGCCGAUGGUGCCGAACUCGCUGUGGCGAGCGUUGCUGCUAUGCAAGGCGAUGCCGCUGUCGCCAUCAGCGCGACCCACACUCCGCUUCUCGCCUUGCUUGACCGUGCUACCGCCGUUCUUGGCGACGAGGGCAAGAGCCACGUUGAAGCAUCCCUGUCUUCGGCUCUCGGUCAAAUCCAGGCACGUCUCGAUCGCCUCGAUCGCUCCAUUCUGCUUCUGCAAUCGUCUUCGGCCCAGGCGCGCGGCGCAAAGACGGAAGCUCUGCUUCGUUCUCACUCGUCUACCAUCUCCAGCCUUGUCUCUCGCCUUGCUCUUCUCGAGUCUAGCGUCGGAGCAAGCGGAGACGUGGAACGUUUGCAUGCAUCUCUCGAUCUGGCCAUCAACUCGAUUGCAUCGACCCUCACUGCCUUCCACGUCGCUGCCGAGUCAGCUGAAGAGUCAAUGCAUGCGGCUCUGCAGGAGCUCAAUCCCGCUCAGUCACCCGCAGUUCUCAAGCUCUUUGCUCUUUUGGAAGCCGAGAUCGAGGGCCAUCGCGAAGCGCUGCUCGAAUCGUCCCUUCAAACUCUUGGUGCUCUGAAGGAAGCCACCGAGACUGCCGUCGAGUCAGCCGCUCGUAAACUUUCCACCGGUGUGGCUGAUGUUGCUGUUCGAACGGCCAACGUGGAGACAAUCCUCCUCGGCGUGAACACUGCGACCAAGUCGGCGCUCUCGCGUUUGAUUGCAGCCAUUGGCUCUCACAGCCGCUUCUUUGAGCUGCUUGAGACGGACGACAGUACUUCUCCUCUCGAGCGCGAAAUGUUCGUGGCCCAAUCCACCAUGUGGGUGAAUGCAAAGAUUGCCAUUGGUCAGGAACUCACCGCUCUGUUGGAUGCGCUCCAAACCAACCUCCCUGAGAUGGUUUCAAGCUUCUUGACGCGCAGCACUCGCAUUCCUCUGAACCUGUCCCAAGCGCCGCUCAACUUGGAUUCCCGAGAUGCUCUUCUGACAGAGUUGAAGAAUGUUGCUGCUCAAAUCCAAUCCGAGCAAACGGCCGCACUGGGCCAGCUCGAGUCCGCCAUUUCUAGCCGCGCAUCCGCCCUUGGCAAACAGCUGGCCUUCAUUUCGGCUGAACUGCGCGGCAGCCUGUCUGCCGUUCGCACUCGCACCCUCGAGAACCUCGUCGAGCUCACCUCGAGCGUUGUUGCUCUGCCGGGCAUCGCGGAUGUGACCGAUGAACUUGCGCUGAUCCAUUCGCAGAUUGACGAGCUGCUCCAGUCUUCCUUGAGCGAACAAGGCGACCAGGAAACGCUCGCUGAAUUUGCUGCGCGCGUUCGCGUCAAUCUCCAGGAAAUUGCAUCCGAGCUUGGUCAGAUCCGUCAGCUCAUCCAAGAAAUCGAAUCUGAAAUCGAGCGACAGUCUCAGAUUCUUGACGCAUCCGCGCUCGCUGCCAAGCUCACUCUGCAGCAGUUGUCGAGCCUGCAGACCAACCUCAAGCAGUAUCUUGCCGUGGACGUCGACCUGAGCUCUGCAUCGCCCCUCGAUGCCAAGCUGGCCGACUCCCUGAAUGCUGCUGCUCUUCCGCAGUGCAACCUCUAA